This is a messenger RNA of Colossoma macropomum (tambaqui), 1636 nucleotides long. RefSeq names its product B-cell receptor CD22-like. The transcript has 13 exons. Bases 93 to 1289 code for a protein of 398 amino acids. NCBI's taxonomy places the organism in Eukaryota, Metazoa, Chordata, Actinopteri, Characiformes, Serrasalmidae. The record is from RefSeq and is a predicted model, not a curated record.
UGACUGCUUGUGCAAAGUUUAGUACUUCCAGGAACUCAUCAUUUGGUAUAUAGGUGUUGCAGACUUGUCUUACCAAGGCCACAGCCACAGUGAUGAUGGUUCAUCCUCUUUCUCUGAUUCUUCUGCUCAUGAUGCCAGCUCAGCUUGCAACAUACAACUUAAACAACACAACGGAAAACAGCAUGACUCCUUCUGCACAUAACUCUACAGACGCUCUGUAUACAACAUCAGCCCCUCUAACACAAACUAUCAGCAAGAAAACCCAGACAGAAGAUAGCCCAAAGAAUGUUGUAGUGUCUGGACCAUCUGGUGGAAUACCUGAGGGUGAUUCAGUGAGUCUGACCUGCAGAAGUGAUGCAAACCCACCUGUGGAGAGCUACACCUGGUUUAAGAGAUCAGGAACAGAGGAUAUACAAAUUGGGACCGGACACAGUUAUACCAUCGAACAUAUCAGCAUUGAAGACAAUCACAAAUACAAGUGCAGGGCAUCCAACCAGCACGGAUCUGCAUUCUCAGAAUACAUGCCACUUGAUAUUUUAUAUGGCCCAAAGAGGGUGUCUAGCAGACCAUCUAGUGAAAUACUUGAGGGUGCCUCUGUGACUCUGACUUGCAGCAGUGAAGCAAACCCACCUGUGGAGAACUACACCUGGUUUAAGAGAUCAGGAACCAAAGAUUUACAAAUAGGCUACGGUCAGAAUUACAGCAUCAGAAAUGUCAGUGUUGAAGACAGGUACAAAUACAAGUGCAGGGCAUCCAACCAACACGGAUCUGCAUUCUCAGAGUACACAAAACUUCACAUUUUAUACUCCCCAAAGAAGACGGCAGUGUCCAUGACCCUGACAUGCAACGCCGAUGCUAACCCACUUGUGAAGCACUACACCUGGUAUAAAAAAGGUGAAAGUGAACCUGUGGCAUAUGGGCAGACCUACAGCAUCGCCAGUAUCACUAAAGAGGGCAUUGCGCCAUUCUACUGCAAGGCUGGCAACAGAAUUGGCCAUCACUUUGCACAUCCUGUACCAGUCACAUGUAUAGAGGUGUGUCCUAAAGGAAAGGCUGCAGCUGCUGGCAUCGGUGGAUUCUGUGGAGGACUUGCUGUAGUCGCUCUCUUGAACAUUCUAUGGAUAAGGAGGAAGAAGCAGACAACAAGUGGAAAUGAUUACAGUAAAGGUGAACACAAAAGGAAGAAGCAGAAGAAGACAGCAAUUGAAGAUGAUUACGAGAAUGUUGGCCCAGAGUCCAAGGACGACACAUACACGGCUCUUAAUCUGAGGACCAAGUACUCAGACUGAGAGCAGUGCUGUGACACAGGUGUAGAUCCUCUUCUGACUCCAACUCUGUGGAAUCAUCAUCAUCAUCAUCAUCAUCAUCAUAACCAUCACAGUGGAUACAAACCACAUAACAGACUGGACCUACAAAGGAGGAAGAGGAGAAAAUCAGAGAAUGAGAUGUUAAUGCUUAUGCUUAUACACAGUGUUUCUUAUAAAGCACGCAAGUUCCACAUUUACCUGCUAAAGCUUUGCAACAGCUGUUUGACUUGUGUAGCAAACCAAUAUAUUUGUAAAUUAAGUACAGGAGGAAAAUACUCAAGUAGUUGUAGUUUGUUACUAUAUAGUAUUGUAUUUGGAAAAUGUGUACU